Molecule: messenger RNA, 949 nt
Organism: Pistacia vera
Lineage: Eukaryota; Viridiplantae; Streptophyta; Magnoliopsida; Sapindales; Anacardiaceae
Product: sphingosine kinase B-like
Exons: 5
Coding region: 15-650 (211 amino acids)
Cellular component (GO): nucleus
Molecular function (GO): RNA binding
Source: RefSeq, a predicted model, not a curated record
GGGAUUUCUUAACAAUGGAGGCAAGCACCGAGGUUGCUUCAGAGAAUGUUGAGCUCAAUAAAGAGGAAAGAAACAGAGAGAGAAAAAGAGAGUUCUUAACAAUGGAGGCAAGCACCGAGGUUGUUUCGGAGAAAGUUGAGCUCAAGAAAGAGGAAGUCAAGAACAAGAGCAACAACAACAAUAACAACAAAAACAAAGAGGCAGCUCCUGUUACUAAUGGUGAAGUUAUUAAUGCUGCCGCUGCUGCUGUUACUACUAAUGACUUUUCAGCUCAGAUCAAGAAGAAGAAGAACAAGAACAAGAACAAGAAAAAGAAGAAGAGCAACACUCGCAUUCAAGUCUCCAACACCAAGAAACCCUUCAUUUUCUACCUCAAUCUUGCCAAGAGUUACAUAAAGCAGUACAAUAAUAUUGAACUCUCAGCCUUGGGCAUGGCCAUUCCUACUGUUAUCACAAUUGCUGAGAUUCUGAAACGAGAUGGACUAGCUAAUAACAAGGAGGUGAAAAUAUCUACGGUGGACUCGAAGGAGGAUCAUAGAGGUUCUUUCAUUCAGAAACCUAAGAUCCAAGUCAUUCUGGGAAAGGCUGAGACCACAACUGCUGCUGAUGCUGCCACAGCACCUAAGGUGGAAUCUGAUAAGCAGGCCUGAUUAAGCAGUUGCAUAAGAAUUCCUUUUCCGCAGUCUACUGUAUAAAUGUUCUUUUUCAGUUAUAUAAGUUCUUAAUAGAGACGUAUAUAUACCCAUUAGUACUUGGAGUUGCUACUAGGUGAUCUGCUAACAUGAUGAUUUGAUUGAGAUGGAGACAAUUUAGUGGAGCAGAUCUUGUGAAGCCUAGUAUCUCUAUGUGUUUUCUAUUGUAGUGUUGUCAUUUUCAUGUUCGAGUGUUGUUGAGAUAUAACGUACAGAACCGUGUUAUUCACGUUGGAUUUGUAAUGUUUCAUUUUACU